AUGGUCCGAUCUGGAGAAAAGCUGCGUGUGGCAGCGGCGUUGAUGACAUGUCUUUCAGCCGUCAACGGUCAGGAGGGAUCGACUGAUGCCGGCCCAGUCUGGGUGCAUGCCGACUACAUGAGCAGUCCGCCCGUAUAUCCGUCUCCAAACAUUACGGGAAUCGGGGGCUGGGAGGAUGCUUUUGAGAAGGCAAAAGCCUGGGUCUCGCAACUGACACUCGACGAGAAGUCUCUGUUGGUGACCGGCACUGAGGGUCCCUGCGUUGGAAACAUCGCCCCUAUUGCUCGCCUCAAUUUUACGGGUCUUUGUCUCCAAGAUGGUCCGCUAAGCGUCCGUCAGGCUGAUUUCGCCUCCGUGUUCCCGGCCGGUUUGACCGUUGCAGCAGCGUGGGAUCGAAAGCUUGCAAAGAAGAGAGGUGAUCAACUCGGGGCUGAGUACAAGGGCAAGGGAUCACAUGUUGCUCUAGGACCAGUAGCAGGUCCUCUGGGUCGUCAUGGUCUGGGUGGUCGCAAUUGGGAGGCAAGUUAUAUCCACGGCUUCCAUACCUAUCCAUCUGACAUCUCAUUAAAGGGCUUCUCUCCCGAUCCAUAUCUUACUGGAGUCUUCAUGGAGGAGACCAUCAUAGGCAUGCAAGACGCUGGAGUUCAAGCUUGUGCAAAACAUUUCAUUGGCAACGAACAAGAAACUCAGCGAAACCCUACCACAAKCGCCAACGGAAACACCAUCGAGGCAAUCUCAUCCAAUAUCGAUGACCGCACCAUGCACGAGCUUUACAACUGGCCUUUUGCUAAUGCUGUUCAUGCUGGUGUUGCUUCCAUCAUGUGCUCCUACAACAGAGUCAAUCAGUCUUACGGGUGUCAGAAUAGUAAGCUCCAAAACGGAAUCUUGAAGGAGGAGCUUGGCUUUCAGGGUUGGGUCGUUUCAGACUGGAUGGCCACCCAUGCAGGCCACCAAGGCGCUGACGCAGGGCAAGAUGUGAACAUGCCGGGCGGAAUCAGCUUCUCACGGUCUGUCCCGAGUCUCUGGGGGAAGAACCUCACCUACAGUGUAGAGAAUGGUAGCUUGGCUAUGAGUCGUUUGGAUGACAUGGCACACAGACUUAUGACGCCAUACUUCUGGCUACACCAGGACGAUUAUCCUGCUGUCGACGGCAGCAGUCCCGGUCUACAGAGGUUUGCGCCCCCGAGCAGCUACCGGUACAACUACACAUACGGACCUUCUUCCGUUGAUGUACGCGCAAACCACAAGGAGCUCAUCAGGGAACUUGGUGCCGCGGGUACCGUACUCCUCAAGAACGUGAAUAAGGCUCUCCCAUUGAAGGCACCCAAAAACAUUGCAGUCUUUGGAAACGACGCUGCUGAUCUAUCAGAUGGCCUUUACUUCUCGAAUCUCAUCAGUGACGCGGGCUUUGAGCUUGGUGUCCUCCCUGUUGCCGGUGGAUCUGGAACGGGUCGUUUGACUUAUGUCGUCUCACCUUUGGAGGCCAUCAAGCAGAAGGUCGGCGAUACUGGUCUCGUGCAAUAUAUACUCAACAACGAGCUGGUCAUUGGCAAUGGAGGUAGCGGUACAAUCUUCCCAGCUCCCGAAGCGUGUCUGGUCUUCCUGAACACCUGGGCCAGCGAAGGUUAUGACAGAGUGAACCUCGAACUCGACUGGAACGGCACUGCCGUGGUCGAGAGCGUUGCCGCUAACUGCCCCAACACAAUUGUCAUCACCCACUCCGCGGGACUCAACACACUACCCUUUGCUGAGCACGAGAACGUCACUGMGAUUCUAGCGGCUCAUCUCCCAGGUCAAGAAGUUGGUAACAGCAUCGUUGAUAUCCUUUGGGGAGAUGUCAAUCCAAGCGGCAAACUUCCAUACACCAUUGCCUACAAGGAUGAGGACUACAGUUUCGCAGCAAUCGUCAACUCAACCGAGCUACAAGAAACCGAAGAACAAUACAUCUGGCAAGCAGAUUUCACCGAGCGCCUCCUAAUCGACUACCGCCAUUUCGACCACGUAAAUCAAGACGUCCUCUACGAAUUCGGUUUCGUUAUGGAAGUCUCACACCUCUCCCAGCCUCCCUCCCAACAAUUCCAGGCGGAAACCCAGCCCUCUGGGAAACAGUCUAUAAAAUCACAGCAGCAGUAA
This is a messenger RNA of Ramularia collo-cygni, 2133 nucleotides long. Its product is annotated as related to beta-glucosidase 1 precursor. NCBI's taxonomy places the organism in Eukaryota, Fungi, Ascomycota, Dothideomycetes, Mycosphaerellales, Mycosphaerellaceae. Bases 1 to 2133 code for a protein of 710 amino acids. The record is from RefSeq and is a predicted model, not a curated record. The transcript is spliced from 16 exons. Gene Ontology annotation, biological process: glucan catabolic process. Gene Ontology annotation, molecular function: beta-glucosidase activity.